AAUCACUUCCAGACCUGAUACUGACUCUCACAAAAACAGGACACUCAAACCUGAAUGACUUUGGAGACCAGGAACACACACACAAGGACUGAGAGAAUUUAAAACCUGAAGGAGGAAUACGACUGAAGACGCUGAAGAAACUUGUUUGGCAGGUUUCUUUCCUUGUGAUUGUUGGGUGAGACUCCACGUGUGAAGUGAUUGCCUUGUUAGUUUAGAGAAGAUAACUUUGCUCUUUGUGUUGAGCUUGUAAUUAAUAUUUACUCAUGUCUCAGCUAGAGUAUUUGACUGCUCCGAUGACAAACCAAACUUACCAACAUAUUGAGGACUGCAAGGCCUCAAACAGGGCACUGUAUAAAUUCUAUGCAGCUGUCAUGAUUGUGAUAUUCAUUCUGGCUUUGCCUCUGAAUGCAUCUGUCAUCCACCUCUUCAUAUUCAAGCUGAAAUUCUGGAAAUCCAACAGCAACAACAUCUUCCUUUUCAAUCUGGUGUUGGCUGACAUCCUCCUGCUCUUCUGUUUGCCCAUAAAGGCAAAUAACUAUAUCCACGGGGAGAGGAGAAGUGACAAUGACACCGUUUGCAAAGCAAUGCUCUUCAUGUUGUUUUUAAACCGAGGAGCUAGCAUCGCCUUUCUGACAGUGACUUCCAUUGAUCGAUAUUUUAACGUGGUACACCCUGGUCGAAAGAAUCUCCUGCGAGCUCUGAAGAAAUCUCCUCACAUCUCGAUCCUCAUCUGGCUGCUUCUCCUACCUCUUACUAUCCCCACCAUGCUCAAGAACUUCGACUGCUGCAACAGCCACAGCCAUAAUGAAGGUGACAAAAAAGAGGAUGCCUUGAUUAAGGAUGUGGUGGACAGUUUGCGAGAAGUGGUCUUCUUUACCCAGAUUCUCAUCCCCUUCGUCAUCCUGGUCUACUGCACAGUGCACAUUGUCAACCGGCUCAGAAAAAAAACAGUCGGGGAUACGACCAAGCUGAGGAGAGCUGUCAUUCUAGUGACCUCUGUCAUGGUGGUCUUUUCCCUCUGCUUCCUCCCUUGCACCAUAGCCAGGAUGGUUCUGCUGAUAGCGCGGGUCCAAGAGUGGCCAGAGGCCAUGGAGGAUAAAGCUGCUGUGGCCUUUGACGGCCUCAUGGUCCUCUCCUACAUGGACUGUCUGCUGGAUCCACUGGUCUACUGCUUCUGCAGCACCAAGUUUAAAGCUCUUUACCUCAACAAUUAUUUCCCGUUUUUAGUCAAGGAAGUUCCGGUGCCAUUAGAAAGUUCAACAGGGAACACAUCGCAACCUCGACGAAAUAAUGUCAUUUAAAAUUCAUGGAAAACAGAGGGUGUCUCUCUGUGUGGUGACACCUGACCCACCUAAAAGAAUUCUGCCUGAGACUGACUUGUCCCAAAAAUGUACAUACUUAAUGAAAGGGGACUCUGAAGGUAAUCUCAAUAAACAGAUAUCUGUAUAUGUAUAAAAAAUCUGGAGGCAACAAGACAAAAUGUUGGUAUCGGAGGAAGUGCUUGCCUAGAUCUCUGUUAUCUAGAUAUCUGCUGGUUGCAUGGGAACCCCCAAAAUACUGGCUGUUGGCCCCAGAGGCUAAAUCUUCAUCAGACCAAUAGCUUGUGGGUUCUGAGAUUCCUCUGAAUGUAAAGUGGGCUAUGAAGACAAUACCUACAGUAAUUAUUUAAGUUUCUAUCUGUAUUGAUUCUAAAACAGAAAUAAUAUAGAGGCUGAGAUGUAAAUAGGAAGUACAGUUACAGAUCUUCCAAAGUGUGUCAUGUGUUAUUCAGCAUUGUGGCUAUACUGUAGUGGUAAGUCAACAUAUAGUCUGCUACUAAUUUAGAAUAUAUUAAUGUUGGUGGAUUUUCAGUAAAACAUAAGGCUUUUUUUUUUUUUAAAAGGGGAAUGCCCCUCAGCCCAAGUAUGCACAUCUGUAUUUCUUUCUUUCUUGGACAGCGAGUAGUUAUGACCAUUGAACAUUCCUUUCAAGUGUUUCAAGUGCGAAAAAAGAACAGAAUGUGAUCCUUGAAAUCAUACCAAUCUCACACAACCUUUAUCUGAGCUUCCUCAGCUGGAAAGCAUUAGUGUUUAAUGUUUAAUCAAUUAUAGUUAAAAAUAUAUAUAAAACCAUGUCCUCAUAAAUGUUUAAAUCUAGUCAAAUACAUUCCCUAUGAAGCUGUAAAUGGGGAGAAGUUCCAAACUAAGGGAACCAAUAUUUCUUUUGACAGAAGUCAGAGACAGUAUUCACAAACAUGGACUCUUUUAGCAGGAGUAUCAAAUGUGUGCAUGGUACUGAGCCCCAAAUAGGCGGAUAUUAGGCCAUGGUCAGCCCCCUAUUGCAUAAUAUUUAAGGCCAAUAUGGGGGAGCUGAUCAUUAAUGCUGAUUUACUAUAGAUUUUAAUAACUGUUUAUACUGUAUGUAGAGAAUAAUGGGUUUAAUUAUACUGUACAAUAUGUUUUGUCUGGGUGAUUUAAAGAUUCCACAUCGACAACCAUUAAUCCAGUACCCAAAUGAAUCAAAAAUGUAGCGUUUCUCUCACAACAUAAAUCAUCAAUCAUGCCUUUAAUCAGACCAAACAAUACUUCCCAUAAGUCAUCUGGGUGAUCUCACUCAGUUUGGUGAUGUCAUCACUAGUAACAGUACAGUGAGUGAGGUUAUGUCUGUUGUUGCUGUCUGGCUAUAGAUAGAUCGCUUACUCAUUUAAGGAGUUAACUGGCUUGGGGUCUGAUGACUCUGGGGCUUAGCUUUAAAGUAAAUGUUACUCAUCUGUGUGUUAAAGAUGCAUCAUUGUGUAUCACAAAAUUGCAUAAAACUGUGAUUGCUUUGUAUUUGUCACAGCUUUGUUUGACAUGGUGACAGACUACAACAAUACAAUGAGACAUUUGUGCUGUGGGACAAUAUUCAACUUCCUUUUUCCAAGUUGAACUCAUCAUAAAAUCUAAGUGUAUUUUAUUUGUUAAGACAAGUUUGUCAAAACAAGUGUGAUUUAACUUUAUCAUAAAAAGUAGUGCUGACAUUGUACUUUCAUAGCAUGUAGCACUUAUGACCAGUAACCCACCACAACAAUUCAUUUUCUAUGUUUCUGUUCUGUCUUGUAUUUAAUGAAUCGCAGUCGAGUUGCAAGUAUUUUUGAUUUUACCAAGUAGGGUCUAAGGUCAUCACAUUUGAGACUCGAGUCCAAGCCAUGUGACUCAGGUCCACACCUCUGCUGUACACACAACCUGUUUGGCUUUGCAAAUGUUACAUCUGCACAACUGACAAUGAGUUAACUCUAAGUGAAUGAAAACAAGGUAAAUAUUUACAGAGUAAACAGAGUAAUGUGUCUUAAGGUCAUGAAUAGUGUGAACAGAGUUUGUCUGUCAAUACAUACACUUAAUUCUUGUUUGUAAUGUUUUAUCCACAGUAACUAAGUAUGUUUGUAACUCCAACUGUAAAUGUACCAAUUGGACAAAUGACAAGUAGGACACAAUGUUUUUUUUUCGCGCUUGGAUACCUCUUCUUUACUGUCACUAAUUGUUAAACUAAAAAAAAACAGCUUUAAUCACCAACAUCUACGAAGUGAGAUAUGUGUGCUAAAGUUCAUUGAUAGUUUCUUCUAAAAUUUGGGACGCAGGUGUUUAAUGGCUCAAGCACUUGCGAGUAAUGACAAGUCAUCCUGACAUGAAUGCAGCAUUAGUGCAGCUGUAUAAAUAAUUGUGUUUUUGUUGCAAAUGUCAAUAGAUACUGAUAAUACUACUGAUGUUAACUUUUAGGUUUAUAUGCCCCUAUAAAAAACAUUUAAUAUAAAAGAAGUGCAUCUGAGUGCAUCUUCCAAAUUCAUAUGAUAAUUUUAUGUAAUGCAUUUACAUGAGUUCCAAUAACUAUGGUUUAAACAUGUUAUAGGUUGGGGUUUUUAUUAAAAGAGUUCCAAUAAAUGCUUUAAAGUCAUACCCUCCACCAUCAUUCAACUAUCUAAAGUUGUCGACAGGAAUGUUUGAUCUUAGGUAAGAGAAAUGUGUAGCAGAUCAAAGAUUACAUUCAGAGACGGACACAAGUAAACAUUUCAUGACUCAAUUUUACAGGUGGCACUGUGUAAAUAUUUGUCCUUUUUGUGUUUUUACUACUGGUGUAAUAUGUAAAUGUAUAAAUAUAUUUUUA
This is a messenger RNA of Epinephelus lanceolatus (giant grouper), 4119 nucleotides long. RefSeq names its product G protein-coupled receptor 31 (gene gpr31). NCBI's taxonomy places the organism in Eukaryota, Metazoa, Chordata, Actinopteri, Perciformes, Serranidae. Gene Ontology annotation, molecular function: G protein-coupled receptor activity. Gene Ontology annotation, cellular component: membrane. Gene Ontology annotation, biological process: G protein-coupled receptor signaling pathway. The record is from RefSeq and is a predicted model, not a curated record.